Messenger RNA from Hansenula ciferrii, 1533 nucleotides. It is a transcript of the gene THR4, whose product is annotated as threonine synthase THR4. Gene Ontology annotation, molecular function: heme binding; threonine synthase activity; pyridoxal phosphate binding. Gene Ontology annotation, biological process: L-threonine biosynthetic process. The transcript has a single exon. Lineage: Eukaryota; Fungi; Ascomycota; Saccharomycetes; Phaffomycetales; Wickerhamomycetaceae. The coding region runs from base 1 to 1533 and encodes 510 amino acids. The record is from RefSeq and is a predicted model, not a curated record.
AUGUCAUCCCAAACAUACCGUUCUACUCGUUCCACCGGUGCUGAAGCCUUCUCUUUCGAAGAAACCGUCUUGAAAGGUUUAGCCUCAGAUGGUGGUCUUUUCAUUCCAUCAGUUAUUCCAAAAGUUGAUUCACAAAUUAUUGAAUCAUGGUCAAAUUUAUCAUUUCAAGAUUUAGCUUUCCAAAUCAUGAGAUUAUAUGUUAAAGAAUCUGAAAUCCCUGAUGAAGAUUUGAAAAAAUUAAUUCAUAAUUCUUAUUCAACUUUUAGACAUGAAGAUGUUACUCCAUUAAAUACAAUUGAUGAAGGUAAUGGUCUUUAUCUUUUAGAAUUAUUUCAUGGUCCAACUUAUGCUUUUAAAGAUGUUGCUUUACAAUUCGUUGGUAACUUAUUUGAAUAUUUCUUACAACGUAAAAAUCAAGGUAAAUCAGAUGCUGAUAGAGAUGUUUUAACAGUUGUUGGUGCUACUUCAGGUGAUACUGGUUCAGCUGCUAUUUAUGGGUUAAGAGGUAAAAAAGAUGUUUCAGUUUUCAUCUUAUAUCCAACUGGUCGUAUCUCUCCAAUUCAAGAAGCUCAAAUGGCUUCUGUUUUAGAUCCAAAUGUUCAUACUUUAUCAGUUAAAGGUACUUUUGAUGAUUGUCAAGAUAUUGUUAAACAAAUCUUUGGUGAUGCUGAAUUUAAUAAAGAUCAUCAUGUUGGUGCUGUUAACUCAAUUAACUGGGCUCGUAUUCUUGCUCAACAAACUUAUUAUUUCUAUUCAUAUUUCCAAUUAUUGAAAAAAGUUGGUUCUGAUAAAAAAAUUCGUUUUGUUGUUCCAAGUGGUAAUUUUGGUGAUAUCUUGGCUGGUUAUUAUGCUAAAGAAGUUGGUUUACCAGCUGAUAAAUUAAUCAUUGCUACAAAUGAAAAUGAUAUCUUGGAUAGAUUCCUUAAAAGUUCUAAAUAUGAAAAAGGUGGUGAUGUUAAAGCUACGCUAUCACCAGCUAUGGAUAUCUUAAUUUCAAGUAAUUUUGAACGUUUAUUAUGGUAUUUAGUUAGAGAUAACAUUACUAAAUCAGAUGAAAAAGCUGGUGAAACUAUAAAUAAUUGGUUUGCUGAAUUAAAACAAACUGGUUCUUUCACUGUUCAAGAAGAAGUUAUUUCAGCUGCUAAAAAGGAUUUCGAUUCUGAAAGAGUUGAUAAUGCUGAUACCAUUAAAACUAUUAAAGAUGUUUAUACUUCAAACACUACUAAAUAUGUCUUGGAUCCACAUUCAGCUGUUGGUGUUACUGCAUCAUAUAGAAAUAUUGCACAAGAUAAAGCUCAAAAAGUGGAAAAUGUUAAAUAUAUUUCAUUAUCAACUGCUCAUCCUGCAAAAUUCGCUGAAGCUGUUAAUCAAUCAUUAUCUUCAAUUGAAGGUUAUUCAUUUGAAAAAGAAGUUUUACCAGAAGAAUUAAAACAAUUAUCUACAAAAGAAUUAAAAAUUAAAUUAAUUGAUGAAGCUAAUGUUGAAGUUGUUAAAGCUGCAAUCAUUGAAGAAUUACAAAAAGAAGGUAAAUAG